Molecule: messenger RNA, 2024 nt
Organism: Zingiber officinale
Lineage: Eukaryota; Viridiplantae; Streptophyta; Magnoliopsida; Zingiberales; Zingiberaceae
Product: amino acid transporter AVT1C-like
Exons: 13
Coding region: 136-1842 (568 amino acids)
Cellular component (GO): plasma membrane
Source: RefSeq, a predicted model, not a curated record
UCAAAGUGUAAUUUGAUCAUCUGCCACUAUAAAUUCACAUCGGAUAUUCUUCUUCAGUCUCGCUUCGCCACACUUCUCUCUGCUUCAUCUCAGAUUGCGGCAGCUCUUGAGGUUUCACUCCCCUUCAAGGGAGAGAUGAGCAACUUGGCGUCCGAUCGCAGUCUCUUCAUCGAGAGCGAGGAGGAGGAGGAGGAGGAAACGGAGGAUGGCGUCAAUGAGGAGGGAGGGCGAAGAGAGUCGCCAUCCGCCGCCGAAGAGGACUCCGAGAGUUCCGAUUCGUCUUCUUCUCCCGACGACGACGGCGAUAGCGGCAGUGCGCCCCGGAGCAGGCCAAGUUCGUACUCCACCAAUUGGCCCCAAAGUUACAGGCAAUCAAUGGACAUGUAUAGUAGUCUAACAUCACCAACCAUAGGAUUUCUGGGGACUCCAACGCUUAACAGAUUGUCCAAUUCCUUCAUUUCUUCCUCAUUUCGAUCAACCAAGCACACACCAGAAAUCAUUACAUCACUUAUAAAGCCUUUGUUGCCAACCACUGUUGCCGAUCAAGAACAACAUGAUGAAAUUGAAAGAAGGCAGAGCUCACAUACACUAUUACUGCCAUCAAGGAAGCCAUCCUUGGAGAAGAUACAAGAGAAGGUCUCUCAUGAAUUUUCGAUUGCCAAAAAUUGUUCCUACGGACAAGCGGUGCUCAACGGAAUUAAUGUGCUAUGUGGAGUUGGAAUUCUUUCUACUCCUUACGCUGUUAAAGAAGGAGGAUGGCUCAGCCUGUCCAUACUUCUCAUAUUUGCUUUGCUUUCCUGGUACACUGGCAUUCUUUUGCGCUGUUGCUUGGAUAGUGAAGAAGGACUUGAGACUUAUCCUGACAUUGGUCAGGCUGCAUUUGGCACUGCUGGUCGCCUUGUCAUUUCUAUAGUUCUCUACCUCGAGUUGUAUGCUUGCUGUAUUGAGUACAUUCUACUAGAGAGGGAUAACUUGUCAUCAUUGUUUCCAAAUGCUCAUCUGGAUUUAGGUGGAAUACAUAUGGACUCUCAUCUACUCUUUGCUAUAUUUACCACUCUUGUAGUUCUUCCCACAACAUGGCUCCGAGAUCUAAGUCUUCUUAGUUACAUAUCAGUUGGAGGAGUCAUUGCGUCUGUGCUAGUAGUCAUGAGCUUGUUUUGGGAGGGUGCAUUUGAUAAAGUGGGUUUCGAAAAUAAGGGAACUCUCCUAAACCUACAAGGUAUUCCUAUUGCUAUUGGCAUAUAUGGCUAUUGCUACUCCGGUCAUGCUGUCUUCCCAAACAUAUAUUCUUCAUUGAAGAAACCUACUCAGUUCCCAAUUGUGCUCUUUACAUGUUUUGCAGUUUGUACUCUCUUGUUUGCCGGGGCUGCUGCAUUGGGCUACACUAUGUUUGGGGAAUCGACCAUGUCACAAUUCACACUGAAUAUGCCACAGAAUCUUGUCGCCUCCAAAAUCGCUGUUUGGACUACAGUGGUGAAUCCAAUUACUAAAUAUGCGUUGACUAUCAUCCCUUUGGCAAUGAGUUUGGAGGAAUUGAUUCCAUCAAACCACAUGAAGACGUUUUUAUAUCCCAUUAUGAUAAGAACAACACUUGUCCUUUCUACACUGGGUGUGGCCCUUUCCGUUCCAUUCUUCGGAUUGGUGAUGGCUUUGGUUGGGUCUUCGCUUACAAUGCUCGUGUCUUUGAUUCUUCCAUGCGUUUGCUUUUUGAGCAUACUUCGAAGAAAAGUUACAAGGACUCAGGGGUUUCUGUGCAUUAUGAUCAUCACAAUCGGAGCGAGCUCUUCCGUUUGCGGCACAAUCUCAUCGUUAUCGAAGAUCAUAGACAAGUUGAACCAAUGAUUCACGAUGACAUGAAACGAUCGAAAGUUCUUAAAUCGCUACGUUAUUAUUGUAUAUUCGAUUCAGAGUGAUUUAAUUAGCUUUGCGUCAAUUGUUUUUUUUUUUAAAAAAUUCUGGAUCGAGAUGAAUAAAAUCUGGUAGCUCCGUUUAUUUAGAAUGCAAAAUGCAAAAUUUUCCAUUUA